AUGGCUCCCACGGGCGGCGGCAAUAUCAAGGUGGUCGUCCGUGUACGUCCUUUCAACACUAGGGAGAAAGACCGCAAUGCGCAAUGUAUUGUGCAUAUGAAAGAUGCUCAGACUGUGCUUACUCCACCGACCGAUGCUGCCCAUAGAAACAAAGCUGUUGCUGAGGGCUCAAAGACGUUCAAAUACGACAAGUCAUACUGGUCCUUCAAUCGCGACGACCCACAUUAUGCUGGUCAAGAGAAUGUCUUCGCUGAUCUGGGUGUGCCUCUAUUGGACAAUGCAUUCCAAGGCUACAACAAUUGUAUAUUUGCAUAUGGCCAAACUGGCUCUGGCAAAUCCUACAGUAUGAUGGGUUAUGGAGAGGAGAUUGGGGUCAUUCCGCGCAUUUGCAAGAACAUGUUUGAGAAAAUCGAGAACAUUCAAUCUGCCGAUCGAAAUAUCAAGUACACUGUUGAGGUUAGUUACCUCGAAAUCUACAAUGAAAGAGUUCGAGAUCUACUCAACCCUGCCAGCAAAGGUAAUUUAAGAGUUAGGGAACAUCCAAGUACUGGCCCUUAUGUCGAAGAUCUGGCAAAGCUAGCUGUACAAUCCUUUCCAGAGAUUGAGAACCUGAUGGACGAGGGCAAUAAAGCAAGGACAGUAGCUGCGACUAACAUGAACGAGACGAGCUCACGUUCACAUGCUGUCUUCACUCUGACCUUGACACAGAAGCGCCACGAUGUCGAGACCAACAUGGACAGUGAGAAAGUGGCUAAAAUAAGUCUGGUUGAUCUGGCUGGUUCUGAACGAGCAACUUCGACAGGUGCUACUGGCGCUCGAUUGAAAGAGGGUGCUGAGAUCAAUCGAUCCUUGAGUACUCUCGGCCGUGUCAUCGCAGCACUUGCCGAUCUCUCGAGUGGGAAAAAGAGUGUCAAAGUUCCCUAUCGAGACUCGGUGCUUACCUGGCUGCUCAAAGAUUCUCUAGGUGGCAACAGCAUGACUGCCAUGAUCGCAGCUAUAUCUCCUGCUGACAUCAAUUUCGAGGAAACACUGAGCACACUCAGGUAUGCUGACUCUGCCAAGCGAAUCAAGAACCAUGCGGUUGUCAAUGAGGAUCCUAAUGCUCGCAUGAUAAGAGAACUAAAGGAAGAGCUUGCUCAACUUCGUUCCAAGCUAGGUGGAGGCGGUGGUAUUGCAGGUACGCCCAUGGAAACAUAUCCAGAAGGCACUCCUUUAGACCAGCAACUAGUAAGUAUCACUCAGGCAGACGGUACAAUUAAGAAAGUCAGCAAGGCCGACAUCAUGGAUCAGUUGUCGCAGAGUGAGAAGCUGUACAAAGACGUGAACCAGACAUGGGAAGAGAAGCUGCUUAGAACAGAAGAGAUUCACAAAGAGCGAGAAGCUGCUCUCGAAGAGCUCGGCAUAAGCAUUGAAAAGGGCAACGUCGGAAUGAGUACACCCAAGAAGAUGCCUCAUCUGGUAAAUUUGAGCGACGAUCCUCUUCUAGCAGAAUGUCUUGUGUAUAAUCUGAAACCUGGAAUCACGACUGUUGGCAAUGUCGAGUCAAGCAAUAGCUCUGAAAUCAGGUUAAAUGGUAGCAGGAUUCUUGAGCAUCAUUGCAAGCUUGAAAAUGCAGACAACAUUGUCAGCAUAAUUCCCAAUGAAGGUGCAGCUAUCAUGGUGAACGGUGUUCGUGUCGAUAAGCCUAAGAGACUGCGGUCAGGAAAUCGUAUCAUCCUGGGUGACUUCCACAUCUUCAGGUUCAAUAAUCCUCUCGAAGCUAAGGCUGAGCGAGUCGAGCAGAAUCAGAGUCUAUUGCGACACUCUGUGACUGCAAGCCAAUUAGGCUCACCCAUGCCGUUUAGGCCAGGACACGAGCGAAGUAUCAGUUCGACAACUUCUAUCUGGGAAGACUCGAGCCGAGCGGAGAGUCCUAUGCCUGCAGACGCAGACUGGGCUUUUGCCAGAAGAGAGGCAGCGAAUGCUUUACUCGGUAUUGACCCUAAGAUCAAUCAGAUGACAGACGAGCAGCUGGACAAUUUGUACGAGAACAUUUUGAAGGCCAGAGAGGAACGAAGAGGUCGGCCAGAGAGCAGAUUGUUCGAACAUGACGAUUCAUCUGACGAUAUGAGCUCUUUCUUGAUAAAGGACAAGUUCAUGUCAGAAGGCACGAUAGAUGAGGACUACUCAAUGGAUACUGCAUUAACGAUGCCUCAUCAGAUACCAGAGACGCCAUCGAGGACAAGUUCCAACGCUGUAGAGCAAGAACUCAAGCACCAAGCUGUUGAAGUCAGUGACCCGUCACAGCCACAAUCGCCAUCGGAGGAUAACCAAGCACAACAAAAGCAAGCUGACAUGGUUCGACAAGAACUGGAAAGGACUAAACGAGAAUUCCAGGAGGAGCUUCGUCGACAGAAAGAAGAAUAUGAAAUCCAAAUCAAGGCCGCCUCUCUACAAGCCAGCAAGCAGCCUGUAGUGCUAGCAGAAUUGUCUAAAGAAGAAAGGGCUACUGCUCGGGUCGUGGUCGAAGCGUGGCGACAGCGCAAUUAUGUGCAUAUCGCAGAAUCUGUGUUACGCCACUCUGGCCUAAUCAAAGAGGCUCAAGUCAUCGCGAGACUACUUGGUCAAGAUGUCUCGUUCCAGUUCGCAGUCCUUGAUCUCGGUCAGGAAAAAGUCUCGUCGUAUGAUCUCAUUUUGAGUGACAUAUCAGAUGAUGAUGACCAUAAGCUUUCGGAAGCACGAAAGCCAUGUCUCGCUGUCAGAGUUAUUGACCUUAAGAACAAUGUGAUCCGGAUGUGGUCGCUAGACAAGCUGAACGCGCGCUUACUGAAAAUGAGGCAGAUGCUCCAGUACAAAGAUCAACCCGACUAUUUGCAGCACUUCAGGGUAAGCAACCCAUUUACAGACGAAAAUGGACCAAGUUAUUCGCUUCUUGGCGAUUGUAGCAUACCUCUCGCAGCAGCUUUCGAGACUCGUGUCCAGGAUUUCUCGCUUGAUGUUACAUCCCCGUUCUCACGGCAAACACUUGGACGACUACGUUUGUCAAUAGAGCCUUCGGUCAUGGAAGCACCACUUGGAAUGGUAAAAUUCAAUAUCGUGCUACGCGAUUUGGCUGGCUUUGCUGAACACGAAGGAUCAGAGCUACACGUGCAGAUGUUUGUCUCCGGAUCACAAGAGGAGAAUGUCGCUACUAGUUCACCUGUCUCAGGCUUCGGCGAUGGACCAAUCCGUUUUGAGAGUAUUCAUGGGCUUAGUGUACCUCAAUCAAGUGAGAAAUCUAGCAUGCUGAAGAUAGUGAUCUAUGCAAGAGUCAGUAGCAUGCACCUCGACAAGCUCAUUAGCUGGGACGAAUUGAGAGAAAUGGCCGAGCAUCCACCCGUCCAAACAACGAGUUCAAGGUUGCCAGAGUCCGAAUUUAGCGUCGAAGAGCGGCAUGAUGUCUUUGCAAAGGUACAAGUACUUGAGCUCGCAGAAAGUGGGCAAUACCUACCUGUUGAAGCACUUCAAGUCAGCGACUCGGAACCUGGAAUACAUCAACUGCAACAAGGACUUCAAAGGAGAAUUUCCGUCAGUCUGACCUACAGCCUGUCUGACUCCUUGCCAUGGGACGAUAUCAAGAACUUGCGUGUCAGUGGUGUACAUCUUAUCGACAGCAAUGGUCGAGUCACGGACGCAAGCACAACGACGCCAGAAAUUAUGUUGAAGCAAAUACAAGAGCCAAUGAUUCGGGACAAUGCAGAUGGUACUUCAAACAUCACCUUCGUGGGACAGUGGGAUAGCUCGUUGCAUAAAUCGCUCGCCUUGGAUCGGGCAACGAACGAACUGCACAAGGUCAAAAUUACAGUCAGCUGGGAUGUUAUAUCUUCCAGGUUGGAGGAACCUAUGACCUUCAACAUUGACCAAUUCUUACAAGUCCAAAGCCGGUCUUAUCUAAGACCACAGAACAUCCUUAAGUCUUUCUGGAACCAACAACGUAUCACACGAAGUUCUGAUGGUAUCUUCUCUGUUGCAAUCAGCCCUUUGAGUGCCAAAAGGGCGGCAGAUCUGUGGCGACUUGACACAUCGAAGGACUAUAUUAAUGGUGAAGAACUGCUUGGGUCAUGGACUCCAAGAGGUAUCUCGCUUGUCAAGGACUACAUCACAGCACGUCGCAAACGUCGACAGUUGGAAGACAUUGAUACUGUGAAAGCCGCCUAUGGACGCAAGCUAAACAUGUCAUCGUCUCGCAAGACCCGAGCACAGCUUUCGUCUAUCAAUGAGACAAGCCACGAAGCUACAACAGAAACAAAUGCAAAGAUAGCCCGAUAUGUUGCCCUUUGGCAAAAGCGUACCUCAGACAUGUCAAAUCCCAUCUUCGACGACAACGAAGCCUCAAAACCAGCUGCAAUAGCAACCAUCCGAGCACAACAAGCUGAAAGAAAACAGCGCUAUGCAGCGACAGUAACUCACCACGCAAAGAAUCCCAUCUCCCUGAAGUCAGGAUAUGUACUCAUGCCUUCCGAGACUCUACCCGACCAACACUCCCAAGCCACCAUGCAAUGGAAACGUCGUUUCGUCGAUCUUCGACCACCCUACCUCCACAUCCACUCCGUACCAGACGGCGACGGAAUCAACGCCAUCAACCUCAGCCGAGCACGCAUCGACCACGACCCAGACUUCAAGCGCUUGCUUGGCGGCAUUCCCACAGGCGCCGACGAUUACGAAUCUGACGCAAGCGGUACACCACGACCCAACAAGAACAAGGGGCAUAGAAGGACCGGAAGCACGGAUCUAGCUCAUGGAUUAGGCCAUGUCUUUGCUGUUUAUGGCGAGCAGAAUACGUUUUUGUUUGCUGCGAGGACUGAGAGGGCCAAAGCGGAGUGGAUAUUGAAGAUUGAUCAGGGGUGUUUUCAGGAGGAGGAGGAGGAGGAGGAUGAGGAGGGUGACGUCGUUGCUGGUAAUGGACAUUGA
Messenger RNA from Lithohypha guttulata, 4929 nucleotides. RefSeq lists its product as uncharacterized. Gene Ontology annotation, biological process: microtubule-based movement. Lineage: Eukaryota; Fungi; Ascomycota; Eurotiomycetes; Chaetothyriales; Trichomeriaceae. Gene Ontology annotation, molecular function: microtubule motor activity; ATP binding; microtubule binding. Bases 1 to 4929 code for a protein of 1642 amino acids. The record is from RefSeq and is a predicted model, not a curated record. The transcript has a single exon.